AAAAAAACACACUGAUGCAUCGGGACCGAGAGUGUUAAUGUCUUCACGUUUGUUAGAAGGGAAGACUCACGCCCAAGACAUGAAUUUAUCAUUUACUUUUUUUUUUCUCUUUCCUGCUGCAGAUUGAAAAAGCAGAACAUUUACUGACUGGGGAGUGUUCGCCAAAGCAAGAGGGAGAAAAUGAUGAACUUCAGGAGAUUGUGUCUUCGUUCCCAUCACUUCUACUUUGUGGUUUUUCUGGUGUUUGGAGCAUGUUUCCUGUUUUACUACAUGGACGUAAAUGAAGUAGUGCCUGAGUGGGACCAUAAAUGGAUCAAAGCUGUCAGAAAUCAUGGAUUAAAUGUUACUGCAGACAACAGGACUGAUCCUAGAUCUACAUCUGAGCCCAACACUACUGCUGAGAGUCAGAACAUGACAUCAACACAGGAGGCCGACCCCUCUACACCACAGCAGACUGCACAUCCUUCAGUGGUGGAUCAGAACCCAGCUGUUCCUGAUGUAUCUCUUAGACCAUACUUAGUGGAAUACCCCUACAAGUACAACUUCCUCAUGAAUGAGCCUCAGAGAUGUGAGCAGGAGAAGCCCUUCUUGGUCCUCAUGGUCCCUGUGGCCCCCCACAACCGGAAGCACAGAGACGUGAUCCGCAGCACCUGGGGAGGCCAGAGCUCGGUCCUGGGCAAAGAGCUGAGGCUGUUCUUCCUGCUGGGGCUGCAGACCGGAGACGGGGCCGAGCUGCUGCGAGAGCAGCUGCUGCAGGAGAGCAAAGAGCACCGAGACCUGAUCCAGAGCGACUUCCUGGACUGCUACAAGAACCUGACCAUCAAGACCAUGGUGAUGCUGGAGUGGCUGGACUCUUACUGCUCCAACGCCUCUUACGCCAUGAAGAUCGACUCAGACAUGUUUCUGAACGUCCCAAACCUCAUCAAGAUGCUCCUAGAGGCUCCAAAGACAAACUACUUGUCCGGAUUUGUGGAACGUCAAGGUAGAGUGCGUAGAGAGAAAGACUCUAAGUGGUACAUACCUGAGGAGCUUUACUCUGAACCAGUGUUGCCACAUUAUGCUCUGGGUCUGGGCUACGUUUUAUCUUUAGACCUCCCAAAAAAGCUGGUGGAGGCAUCCAGACACGUUAGAGCUCUCUACAUUGAAGACGUGUAUCUGGGUUUGUGCAUGAAGCAUGCAGGGAUCCCUCUGACUGACCCUCCAAGUGGGAACUACUUCCACUUUAUGCCAGUGCCGUACAGCCGCUGUGAUUUCUCCCAGAUAGUCGCCACCACAACCAAUGAAAACAUGGACAGAAUAUGGCUUUGGAAAGACUUUAACAGACCCGGCCCGUACUGCUGAGACGUUCACAAUCUGUUGAUUGUUGGAAAUAAGUGUUAAACAGAGCACGAAGCAGAUGUGGAGCUCCUGUUGUUCAGGUUAAAUCUAAAUGUAGGAAUCUGAGGAUAAAACUCAGUCACUGCUGAAUAAAGUCAAAACACACACUCGUUCUUUUCUUUUCUUUUUUCUUUUUCUUUUUUUAAAAAUAGAGGAAUUUGAGGAAAAUUUGAAGCUGCAGUUACACAUCCAUUUGUUUGGCAAUGUCAGACAUGUCGACAAACAGACACACAGAAUGAGAGACCACACCGGUCAACAUUUUUUUUGUUUUUGUGUUUUUUAACACGGUGUUUAUCAGAAACCUGUUUGCCUCUCCCUGUUCUGCAUUCUGAAGUGUCAUGCUCCAUGUAUGUUUUAUCUCAGUGUGUAAAAUAAACCAUCAGAACAUCGAGCUCUUACCAGCACCCGGGACAAAUGCUUUGUUUUCUUAGAUUUUUAUCGUUUCUUAUACAUAACAGGCUCUUUUUACAAUGGUUGCAGGCAGAUUAAAUCACAUUCAGUGUGUUUAUUAAGGGUAGAAUUUUCUAUAAUCAUUAACUCGUCUCAUGAAAAGAUAUUUGUCUGUCGUUUUCACUUGGAUGUUAUACAUUAAUAAAGAGAUUAAGUUUGAUUAAGUUUAA
Molecule: messenger RNA, 1997 nt
Organism: Mugil cephalus (flathead mullet)
Lineage: Eukaryota; Metazoa; Chordata; Actinopteri; Mugiliformes; Mugilidae
Product: beta-1,3-galactosyltransferase 5-like
Exons: 2
Coding region: 181-1341 (386 amino acids)
Cellular component (GO): membrane
Molecular function (GO): N-acetyl-beta-D-glucosaminide beta-(1,3)-galactosyltransferase activity
Source: RefSeq, a predicted model, not a curated record